Lymnaea stagnalis (great pond snail) is the source of this 23166-nucleotide messenger RNA. Lineage: Eukaryota; Metazoa; Mollusca; Gastropoda; Lymnaeidae. The record is from the annotation of a GenBank genome assembly.
AUCUAAAUCAAUUAUUUCUUAUUUUUAAAAGCAGAUAAUAAAUAAUUGAUGAUGAGAAUAUUUUUUGUAGGCCCUUAUUAUUAUAUAUUUUUUUCCACAAGCGAUCUCUUAAGUCUCGUUUACAACGAGAAAAAGUUCGACAUUAUUCCUGUACGUCUUACACACAGUAGGAGGACCCUGCAAAAUGGUACCACUUGUUACAGAAAUAUACUUCCUUUUAUUUUUGUGAAUAAGCCAUUCCCUUUUAGAAUAUCAAGUGUGAUAACUGUUAAGAGGGUGUAUAUUAAUAUAGAAUUUUAAUAAUGCGACUUGAGUCGGUCACUUACUUUAAUUUUAAUUGUUGCAAACUGAAAGAAAAGGGGCGGCGAAACACACAAAAUGAAAACAAACAAAACUGUCAAAACAAGCCGAUGUUUAGUGGCUAGCUUAUACAAAUACACAAUACACUAUAAUUAAAGGAUAACCAUAUAUAAUAAAUUCACUGUUUCAUCCAUCAUGUAACUAACUAGUUUUUUAAAAUAAUUUUUGUUCAUGAAUGACUAAAACACAUUUUAAAAAUUUUAAUAAAUAGAUAUAUAAUUAAAAGUGCUAGAGUAAAAGAGGUUGUAAUUGAAUUGAAUUGUAUUUUUGCUACAAAUUGUAGUGAGUUGUUGAGAUCAGAUCAUGACCAUGCCACGAGAUGAGUUACUAUAUUCCUGGACAAACAAGGCCCAUUAUGCCCAUUCUAUUCUAUAUAAAUUCUAGAUCUUUAGAGGAUAUUAUAUUAUUUAAAGCUAUUAACCUACUACUAUUCAAUAGCCUAUUCAAGCUAUUCCUAUUCUAUUUUUAAUUAUUAUCUUUCUUUAUAAUUCAAAUUGACAUAUAUAGGCAUACUCCAUAUUCAUGAUAUUCUACUUCAAGGAUAAAUAAUAAUAAUAUUUUGUAGCAUUUGCUCAUAUAUCACUCAGAUUUAACUAUAAUUAAUUUUUCAUUUCAAAAAUUAAUAAAGCUGCUUGUUGAUUCAUUAGGCUGAACCUUGUGCCAUGCCUAAGUAUGCCUCAUACUUGACUUGGAUUUAUUCAAAAACACCGUCUGUUAAAUUUAAGCUUUACCCGCUAUUCAUUUCCCUGUGUUUUUGCACUACCUUUUUUCCCCACAGCUGUCAUCUUUGUUGGCAGGUCACUUAGUCAUGUCACGGCAACAAAGGGGAAGGCAGUCCCUUUAAAAUAAUUACAAUCAUGGCAUCAUUGUUGAGCAUGGACUAACCCUAUACUAUGGUCUAUACAAUCAUCAAAGACAAGCAGUCAAUUUCUUGAUAUUUAGUGUUGAAAUCUGAUAUUGCUAUCAAGAACUAAAAUAGCUUGGCUGAACUAUAAGCAUAAGUUAUAUAACUUUAGGCCUAAAUAUAAGUUUCAGGAAAGGAAAUUAGAUUAUUUUAUACCUAAACCAAUUUUUCUUAAUCAGGCCUAUUAAUUAUUACAUAUUAUUAGCAUUAUUAUUUAUAUAAUGAUUUAGUAUCUAGUUUCUUAAUAGUAAAUAGGUCUAUGCAUUAUUGGGUGCUGCAGCCUAAUUUAAAAACGAAGUACUGGGUGCAGCGAGUUGGUAGCUUUGAAUAAUAGGGGCUUCCCAAUGUUAUUGUCAACAUUUUCAGUUUUUCCUUUGUUUCUGCCAUUUUGAAAAAAACGUGCCAUAGUCACCAGCAAUAUAUAUUUUUUCCCCCCAUCAUUUUUACGCUUUACAAUUUUCACCACAGUGUGUAACUAGCCAAUGUUGGACAAAAAUUAAUUUACCGGCUGAAAAUGUCACUUAACGGGGUGACCACAAGUCAUUACAGUUCUUGCAGUUUAACUAGAGGGACAAAAUAAAGUUCUAUGUUGGCCACAAAAUUUAUGUAUGAGGAAGGAAGUAUGGCGCUCUACCUUUAGCGAAUUAUGCUUAGUGCGCUUUGCACUCUACCCAUCUUGUAAUAAUCUUACCCUGCCCAUCACCGGCCUUUAAAAGAAUGCUUUCUUUACAUUAAUUUCUCACUUUUUAUUUAACUGCAAUCAUACUUAGGUAUGGCCCAGUUCAGUCUAAAACAGAUCCUAUAAAAUAUAUUAAUUGAUACAAUGUUUUAAUUUUUAUAUAUGCUCCACCAAUCAGUAAAUACCUUAUACAGAAAAAAAGUAAUAUCAACUUGAUGCCAGUGUUUGUCAAGAGUACAAAGCACCAUAGGCAUAAUUUGGGAUGCAUUGGGUUUGCGGUUUUAUACAAAAUGUUUACAUUUUAGGUUUCAUCUAAAAGGUUAUCGAGUAUUAUGCAAGGUGAUAUGAAAGCCACAAAUGAAAGACUUUGCAACCAUUAGUUCUAUAAACUAAAUGUUAUAUUAACUAAUGGGUUUACAUUAACAUUGUUUUUAGAUAACUUAAUUUUAAAAUAAUGGUGCACAAUAGCCUUUUUGAAAUAGAGAGUUUUUAUUGCAGAUUUUAAAAGCUUGGAGAUUAAGUGUUUUUAUUGAUAUUUUUUGUGUGGGCCUUUGAUUUCUUGACAUUCUUUGUUGUUUUACCUCUCUUUUUGAUAAAAAAAAUAAAUAUUUUAUCAUUAUAAUGUUUAAUUGAAUGUCAGGAAUAAUAUGGUUGUUGUUCAAAAUAUAUAGGCUUAAAUACAGUUAUUUUUAAAAAAUGUGGAUUUGGACACAUAAUUAGGCCAAAUUCCUGAUUACACAAUUUAGGUUUUUAUAAAGUUUUAAGUCUCAUUAUCCUUUUUUAACAAAAAAAAUUAUAUAAAUAUGCUUUUAUUUGAUUGAAUAUCAUCCUGCAUUUAAUUUGACGUUUUGUAAAAUAAUUUUAUUUUAGAGCUUUUUCGGGUUUGGGCAAAGUGCUGAGAUCGAUAUAGUUUUGGAUGGACAGGAAAAUAGGAGAACAGCUGAAAUCAAGACAGAAGAUGGCAAAAGAGAAAAGUAUUACCUUUACUUUGAUGGUGAAACAGUGUCAGGAAAGGUAUGCUUCUUGCUGUUACAUGCUGCUUGAUUCAGGGCAAACCAUCAGAGCAUUAUUUAAAAAAAAAGGAUUAUUCUGUUUUGUGAAAUUUUCUUUUCUGCAUUUCUGGCAUUGCUAGAUAUAUUCACAUUAAGAACAAUGGUUUGUGAUAUUUUUUUAGUACACAACACAGUUUUACUUUUUAUCUUGCUUCCAGGUCAAUAUAACACUGCGAAAAAGUGGUAGCAAAUUAGAACAUCAAGGCAUAAAGGUGGAAUUCAUUGGACAAAUAGGUAAGAUUAAAAUAAAGAUGAUAUCUCUUUUCAUCUUCUCUGCCAAUUUUUAAAAAAUUUUGGACUAAAUUUCUUUCUUUUUUAAAUCUGAGCAAGGAAUUAUAAUUUCAGAGAUUUAUUUCUGUUUAAUUAACUGAAAAAAUGUUGAUAAAGAUAAAAUAAGUUAAACUCUAUAUUAUUAAAUCAGAAAUUUAUAUAAUUCAUUAUGCAUUUAAUACAAACAAAUGUAUUACAUUUUUUUUAAAAAUUGAGAUUAAUAAUGGUUUGGGAAUUAAUAAUUAAUGCAGCUAUUUAUGUGGUUUUAAAAAUGAAUAAGGUAUAUAUAAAAGUAUGGGAUAAUUGACUCAAUGACAUCUAUUUGUUCUCUGCUCAAAUUACCAUCGCAAGUUUUGUGAUUGGUUAAAAAGAAAUUAUUAUGAAGAAUUACUACUCAGUAUGGAUGUUAAACAGCAGUUGGAUUUCCAGUUAUCGGUUUUGGAACUGAAAACUAUUUUACUCAACAAUAAUCAAUUUUUUAUAAAAAUGCAACAAUAUAAGAUGGUCCCAAAGAUGGAAAUCCGAGAUCGAUUUGCCAUUGCUUCCAUGUAUUCUGAUUAAUGUUAGUAAGUUAAAUGCUGGUGCCAAAAUGUGUUGACGAAAUUAGGGUUGUACCAAUAAUAGGUAAUUUGCCAAUCAGCUUUUUGGGACAGAUUAAUUGGCUAAUGAGCUUCCUGAAAAUACAAGUUUUAUUGGAUGUCAACAAAUGUGUACCAAAUUAGUUAUGUCCAAGACUUUUAAAUGCUAUUAUACAUUCCCACCCCUCUUCCCAUAUUCACUAGUUAUUUUUUUUUCAUUCUAUGAUGUCGUCAGUGUUUACACAUGACACAUCGGACACCAAAAUAACACUACCACAUUUUUACUGAGUUUUCAAGAGUUCAUUAUCUUGAUAUGAUGUAAAAAAAAAACAACAAAUUAUCUGAUGUUUUAGCCUUUAAAAAUACACUAGUGCGAUUACAGACCUUUUUUACUCUUACAAUUUUUGCGUGUAUACAUUAUACAUACAGUAUGUUUAUUUUUUACUAUUUAGAUAAUGUAUGAAACGAUUUUGUGAUGAUAUUGUACGAUUUUAAGAGUUGGAGGGUAAACAGGUCUGCGAUUUUAGCAGAUUAUUAUGUGCUGUUAUUUUACUUUUUUAACUCGGGGGGUUAUAUGGCUCAAAAUAUUAGUUUGAUAAAUUAUUAGCUUGUACAUUUAAAUAGCUGAAGUGACUCAAAAAAGAUUGUCCUGUGCACUGAAAGGAUCAAAAUGUUUUGAAAAAUUUUUUUUUUUUUUUUUUUUUUUUUUUUUUUUUUUUUAAAGGUUUUAAAAUUUUUUAAAAAUUUUUUUUUUUUUUUUUUUUUUUUUUUUUUUUUUGUAUUGGGUGGGGAAAAACCAAGAGUUUAAAUCAAAUUAAAAGAAAUGUGUGUAUUAUGACUACGUUUUCAUGUUUGAACUAAGAUAAUAGAAAAAGAAUUAACAGCAACGUAGGCGGUAAGGUAGAAAGGCAGGGAAAUCUUACCUUAAGAAGAAUAGACUUUUGUUUCAGUAGGUGAAUCUUUCAAAUUUUAAUUAACUUUAAUUGAUGUAAUAAUUUCAAAAAGAAUAAAAGGAUGUCUACUAAUGGCACAAAUACGACUGCCAGGUUCCCCGAGUAAUCGGCCAGUUUGCUAAUGGGUACAACCCUAAUCAAAAUGGAACAAUUCUAAAACAUAAAUAAACUAUCAAUUUACACUUAAAAUAUUAUAAAAUAUCAUGUAAUUCUGACUUUGCUUAGUUGAGAAUGCUUUGUAAAAAACAUAUUACUGAUUUAAAACUAGUUUUCUAAAACAGUGGCUGUGUGCUAAUUGUUGGAGUUUGCUCAGUUGUAAUUUUAAUAUAUCCGUACCCAUGGUAUAGAUAUACAGACCUGUUUACUCUUACGAUUUUAGCGUACAAUGAACGAUUUUUAGAUGUCUUUUACGAGACCCCACCAAAACUACCAUUUUCAGAGACCUGGUGAAAAAUUAUUUGGGUAAUUUUCUCAGAAUAAAGAAAAAUUUGUACAUUUUUCGGUUAUGGAAUUUUUAGCCCUUUCAAAUAAAGAUCUGGCAGUGCAUUGACAGAGAAAAAUGAUUGGUUGUAUUUUUUGUUUAAGUUGGAACUAUCCUUCAUUAUAUUAUGUAUGCACUGAGAGGGGAGGUGGAGGUUGUUAAGGAGAUUUGUGGCAUAUGAGACGCAUGGGUAGGGGGAUUGUUGGGAGUGUCAAUGGCUAAAAUAAUAUCACAGCAACAUAUCUUAUUGAUGGUGAUGAUAAUAUCAUAUUGUGGGGUAGUUUACUAAACACGUCUUUCCGUGCUGGUGACUUUAUUAUUUAGCUCGGCAGAACCAACCUUCCCCCACCCUCGUUAAUGGGAAACAAAUUGUGCCGUCGCCUAGCCAAAAAGACGCCUGAUUUUUCCAUUAACAUACCAAGUCUAUUGAGGGUGGGGGAAGGUUGGUUCUGCUGAUGGAAAUAAUUACGUCACCAGCACAGAAAGACGUAUUAGUGGACUACAGUGUGUUGUCACUGUCAUGUUAAAUAUUACUACUACAGCGAUCUCUUUAUGAAAACACAAAACAUCAGUCUAGGCGUACCGGUAUACGAUAACUACGAAAAAUUGUGGUGAUAUUUUUAUAGCCUCAAUAAUAAUAGGCCUAAUUAGAAUUCAUAAAUUUAACAGAUUUUCAGGUGACAGUUGGCUCUAUAAGAGACUGCCAGGAUAAUUAUUGUAGAAUUUAUGCAUAAAUGUAGGAGCAUUCUGGUGACACAUUCCCCUCCCCCCCCCCCCCCCCCCCCCCUUUCCCAUCAAAGCUGUCAUAGGCAUCCUCAGCACGUACUUAAUUGUUGGAUAGCACCUUACGUUGACAAGGUGUGGAUUGUACGAUUUUUAAUACCCCUCUUCCUUUCUCCCAUUUACACCUUGUGGUCGUAAUCUGGCAGUAAUUUGUUAACGGGAAAUAGGCAUAUGGAUAUUUAUUAUUUUGUUUUUUAAAAAACAGCUUGUCCCAAAAAAUAAAUCUCAGGCUGCUUGGUAGGUUGCUUUUUUUUGGUUUAAUGAUGCCCCAGUUUGUUACCGGGUAAUUCUUACUGUAAUACAUUUUAUUUGAUAUGAGUUCGAGUUUGAGCCACGUUAAAUGUCACCGGUGACUUUAUUUUUACCAAUGACAGACUGGGAUAAUGUGAUUUGCACGUUCACCUAAACAUUAAUUGAUAUCUAUAGCAGAUAGACGUCUACAAAACAAAGUGACCGCAAUUUGCAGUUAACGUCAGUCAUCUACUGUUUACCUUCAGUUUCAUUUUUUACGCUAGCUUAAUUAACUCGAUUCCCCUGAACACCCUAUUCGAGUAGUUAUUGUAAACAUAAUAUAUAAUGUAUUUUUAUUUAUUUACUAUUAAGAUACCAUAUUUUAUGAUUUUGAGACGAUAUUGUACGAUUUUAGGAGUUUAAGGGUAAACGGGUCUGGAUAUAUCUGUAAAAAAAAAGAAAAAAAUAAGAAUAACAAGACUAUUUUAUCACCAACAGAAUUGUACUAUGAUAGAGGUAAUCACCAUGAGUUCACAUCGUUGGUCAAAGAAUUGGCUCGACCUGGGGAUCUUACUCAGAGUACAAGUUACAACUUUGAAUUCUCACAAGUGGAAAAGCCGUUUGAAUCUUACACAGGAGCAAAUGUUAGGUUACGGUGAGUACAGUUUUACCCUUGAACAUUAAUGUAAACGGGUGAGCUCUCGAUUCUUUUUUUUUUUAUAGUACUAGGGCAGGGGUCUCCAAACUUUUCAGUCCGAGGGCCGCAUUAACUAUCAAACAGCAGUUCGGGGGCUGCAUACACACGCGAAGUCCAAAUAACAAAGAAUCAAAACACGGAUGUUGUUUCUAAUUAUUUAUGUAUUAUUAUUUCAUUCAGUUAUUGUUUAAUAACACAUUGAUACACGACACAUGAACACCUGUAUUAGUAUGAAUAGUGAACUUGUUUCCUGGAUGCCAAAAUAGCAAUGAUUAGCAGACAUUUCUGGAUUUUGAUUUGAUGUCCCUAACAAAAACAGUGACCUGAGACGAUCAUCGGACAUAUUUGUUCUCAAAUUGUUCUUCACUUAUUUUGUUCUUGAAAAUGUUUGUUCACACAGGCAUGUUGUUCCAAAGUUGAAAAGGUACAUUGAUGCAAAUGUUUUGAAAUUAGGAAAGUCUUCCUGGGGCGAAAACUAGUUUAAAAAAAAAACACUGUUCCUUCUUUUAACCUGUCCCUAAGGAGGUCAUUUGCUUGCAACUCAAUGACCUCCGGGUGCAGUUCAUCUGGGCAACUGGCCACAUUUGCUUCAAAUGGGUUUUGAAAAAGUCUCACUUCUUCUGCCUUUGAAUCCAAGUCAGAAAACCGCUGCUGACACUGCUGAUCUUUGAUGAUCUCGCAUACAAAUGACGUGGGGAACUCCGCUGUUGCUUCAGCCAUGAAGACCGUCCACUGCUGAUAGUGCUUCAAGUUGUUGGCCUAUGUAUUUGUUCCAAAAACCAAGACAAAAUUGGAUUUGAAGGCCUAUAGAAAGGUGUAUAGGUCAGAAACUAGAUUUUCCUCUCUCCUUGUAGUUUUAGGUUCAGAGAAUUUAAAUGACUAGUUAUGUCUGCAGCAAAGACCCAUUUCCAUAUCCACUCUUCAUCAGACAGUAAUGGCCGUGGAUUGCCUUUACUUUCAAGGCAGUCACCUUUUUCCUUUCUUAACUUUAAUACUCUGCUCAGAACUUUCUCACAACUUAGCCAUCUUAUUGCUGUGUAAAAUGGUAAAUCUUGCGAUUCUGUGUCUGUAUCUUUUAACAUGUCUCUGAACUGUCUAUGGUUGAGCCCAUGUGACCAAAUUAAAUUAACCCUCUUUACCACAGGAUUCAGUACGCUGCUAAUGUCCACAUAUUUUUCACACAAAGCUUUCUGCUGAAUAAUACAGUGCAGGAACAUUCGUUGCAGAAUUAUGUCUCAUUACACAUGUGCUUCACUUGUCCACCCAAGCCUUUCUUUAUGCCACUCAUGUUCUUUCCUCCAUCAGGCAACUGUGGUUAGUCCAGUCCAAGUUAUAAUCAGCAAAUGUUUUUUUCAACUCAUUGAAUAUAUCCUCUCCUGUAACAGUGGCGUACAUGCUAUGUAGGGAAGCCAGCUCUUGUGUUAUUUUCAUGUCUUCAUCCACACCUCUAACGAAAACAAGCAGUUGAGAGGUGUCCAGCGAUUCAUCCAUUUCAAUUAAAAAUUGGCGAAACUUGCUUGCAUUUUUCGCUGUUUGAGUCACAAUGUUUUCACCCAUGUCUGCAACACGGCGGGCUAGCUCCGCCACUAUAUGGCGUUAUAUCAUCUCAUUGACUGUGAACGGAAGUAGAUAAGCUAAGCAGCGAAUAAGGUUUUGCCAAGUCAUGAUCCGUUAGAAAACAUAACGCACUACUGCGCGCCUCUAUUUUAAUUUGGUAAAACAUAACGUCCACGCGUAGCGGCGUCUGAUCUUGGCAGGAUACACGUAAAUUUCCGUAUUUUUUUCCGUAGACAAAAAGGUCUCCGCGGGCCGCAUGCCAUAGUUUGGAGACCCCUGUACUAGGGGAAUGAGAUUAAGACUGCUAUCUGAAGAAUCAAAUGUUAGAACUGCUAAAAUAUAGACAGAAGAUGGUAAAAGAGAAAAGUAUUACCUUUGCCAUAUAUUUAUUUACUACUGCGGACCGGUUUACUCUUACGCUUUUGGCGUACAAUGUACGAUUUUAUGCAUACAUUAUAUAUACUGUAUGUUUAUUUUUUAAUAUUAAGAUAAUGUAUUGAACGAUUUUGUGAUGAUAUAGCAGGAUUUAAAGAGUUUGAGGGUAAACAGGUCUGCUACUGAGAAAAAUCAGGAAUUUGUUUGUUAUUCACCAGCUAAUGUUUCUAUUAACGCAUUAACUAUGGCUAAGAGUAGGGUUUCUUGUUGUUGUUUGGUCUAUGUUCUUAAUUUUUAAAACAUUUUUAAACACAUUAAUGGUUAAUGAAUAGAUUAUUUUAUAACUUAAAAUAAAAAUGUUAAUUUUGUUCUAUUGAAAUAGGUAAAUGUCGUUUUUUUGCGGUAGAAGUAUGUUUAAAUGUAAUAGUGAUUUACAAUUAAUAUACCUUAUGCCUGUAAAUAAUCCAUGAAAUCUUUGGUAGUAAAUUUAUCCAUUAAUUACUUACUUAUGCCUUUUACCACAUCUGAGGCAUAGGCCGUCUACAAGAAUUUCCCAUUCAUCUCGAUCCUGUGCUUUCCUUUUCAGUUGCUUCAAGAGGUAUCUGCCUCUAGCUCACGUCUCCGUGUAUUUUGUGGACUUCGUCUCUUCCUUUUCCACUAUAAGGGUUAUUUAGUUUAAUUUAUUGUUCUUUUUAUUGACCUUCCUUCCUUGUCUUUAUCUGGUCUCUCUGGCAUCCUGAAAGCUCUCUUGUUAUAUCAUUAAUCACAGAGAUCUUUUAUGUUCCCCUCUCUGGCUGCCUUUUCUGCUGUUGUUGCUAGACCAUCUAUGUGAGCUCUUUUAUCCUUUUUAAUACCGUUCUUUACCUUUCCAUUGGCUUCUUUAUAUUUUACAUGUGCUUUUGUUUUCUCUGCCCUGGUGCCGCGAUUGUUUACUGCUGACUUCAUUUUCAUUUCUUUCUUCUGCUUAUUCUUUGCAAUGUGUUUGAGCGAGAACCAAUCUUUGUGCUAGGUGAGAGACAAUCGUGUUGAGUGUGAACCAAUCUUUGUGUUUAUGCUUCACUGGUCUUAAUACCUCAUUGCACAUGGAUCGGAUGUUACGAAUGAAGCUCUUUCUGGUCAUUAACUGUUAGCUUGUUACCAUAGCUUGUAGUCUAUUGUAAAACACUUCUUUUUUCGUCUUGCUACUAUUGUUGGUAAGUGCAUAGCACUGUAUAACAUUCAUAUUUAUUUUUUUUCUUCUUGGUUCACAAUGUUGCUUCAAUAAUUUUUGGAUCAUGGGCUUUCCUAUUAAUGCCCCUUGUGUCAUCUGUGACAUCAUGAAAGUGACUCCUUGUGUGUGUGGAGCAUUUCCCUCCUCAAGCCCUGAGAGUAUGUUUCUUCCAAGGCCAAUGUCUAGCUUGUGUCCAUCUUGUUUCACAAAUUCUGAGCAGAGUGAGCUUGUAUGUUCUCAUGUCUGCCAUCACUUGUGCUGAUUUGCCUGUCUUGUGCAUGGUUCUCACAUUCCAGGAGUCUGCUUAUUGCUUUUGAAAGGAGGGUCCUCAGCUUUGAGGCUUCUGGUAUAACCUGGCUUUGGCUGAAAACCUUCAUAAGUCUUCUUGUGGAAGAAGAGCCCUCUCUUAUCAGGGCUGAAAUCGUUUAUUUUUGUUUUCUUGUUGAAGUUUCUGCAGCAAUUUUUUUUUUUUUUUACAGGUGAGGUAGCUGGCCUUAGCCAACCCUCCUCCUUUUGCACCUGGGGUUCGGGACCUGCCAUGGCAGAGUUUAGUUAUUCAUUUAAUUUAAAAAUUAAUUAGCACAAGUUGCAUAGUUACUCUAGACCAGUGUUUCCCAACCUUUUCUGUGCCAUGCCCCGCCUAAGCCUUUCUAAAAUUUGUUUGCCCCCCUCCCCACCCCCCUCCAUGUAUCCCAUACAUAAUUUUUAAUAUUCAAAAAUAGGGUUGUUCACUGAAGAAACUUAAAUGAUAGGUUUUAGGAAGAAAUCUCUAGGAAAUUGGUGGGAAACAUAAUAAGGAAAUUUUCAAAACAUUUAAUGGAGAACUGAAAUUCAAGUACAAACUAAUUUUAAUUAAAGAUUUUUCUAUAUUAUUUUAAAUAUUAGUAAUUAUUUAUAAUUUAAAUUUAUUGAGAUGUUUGUGCUUGAUGCUUGCAGCAAAGAGAUUUUAUGUUAGGUUCUAAUUUAGUUAGCUUCAGUCUCAAGUCUCCUUAUAGUGUUAUAUCCAGCCGAUUUUUUCUUUCAACAAAUCGUUUAUGGCACUAAAUCCACAUUCAGCUAAAUCUGGAAACGGUAACAAUAGCAUUCUUGUACAUUUGGUUAAAUUUGGAUAUUUGAUUUGUUUCCUCAUAAAGCCAUGCCAUCGCUCCUUUUAUAUUAAAGUUUUUACUGACUCAUCAUUUUGCAUUUCUGCGAGUUCUUCCUAAAAAUACUUAUUUGAAGUAUCAGACAAAUCCACAAACAUUGGCUGCAUCAUCCAAGUUGGAAAAUCAAUUUGUUUUAAAUGAAAAAUCAGCUGAUAGAAUUUUCAGAUGAUUGACAAUAAUAAGUAUUACAGUAUCAGUCACUUCACAUUUUUGGAGCCAAGGAAACUUUUCAAAAUUUUUGUUGUAAAUAUUUCUUCUUCUUCUAUAUAUUAAGGGCCCACAAUCAAUUUAUUGAUCAUUUUGGCUCCUAUGCAUGUAGAUGGGAUUUGCAAUGUUUCUGUGCCUGGUGUUGAGGACAUUUCACUGAUUUCCAGUGCCACUUUGUGAGGGAAUCAUGCACUGAGGGUUUGAGUCAAUAGACACAAAUGAGUCUAGUGUUGUCGCUUCAACCGUUCCUUUUGAAAGCCUGUUCCAUUCCCUGAUUGUCUCGGGCAGGAAGGAGCAGCUCCUAUACUGGCUUCUUGCUGGUAUGAGCCUGAAUUGCCUGUCAUGGCCUCGUCGCUGUCUAUGGGGAGAGGGACGGGUUUCUGUUUAAUACUGGAACAGUGGACCAGCCCAUUAUUUAUCUUGUACAUCAUGGAGAGCCUGGAUUGUCGUCGUCGUUCCUCCAAUGGUGACCACCUAGUGUUUCCAGCAUCCUGCCAACACUAGAGGUAUUCCUGAAGCGGUUUAGGACAAAGCGUGCUGCCCGUCGCUGGACCGCCUCCAACCUGUCAAUGCUCUUCUGGGUGAAUGGGUCCCAGACUGAAGAUUUAUAAUCUAAAACCGGACGGACAAAGGCUUUAUAUGCUCUUUCUUUCACACAGGAGUUGCCAAUCUUUAGAUUACGCCUUAAGAACCCCAGGGUCUUGUUUGCUUGGUUAAAUACAUUGUUAAUAUGCUCGUCCCGGCGGACCUCUUUUUGAAUGGUAACACCCAGGUACUUUACGGAGGAAACUGGCUUAAGUAUAUGGCCUUGCAGUUUGUAUUGGUAGUGUAGAGGAGUACUACUUCUAGAGACUGAUAGUGUCUGGCACUUGGCAAGGUGUAAUUCCAUGUCCCAGCUCAUCUCUCACUCAGCUAACAGAUUGAGAUCCUGUUGUAGCUGGUCCUGGUCAGAUCUGUUGCCGAUCGUCCUAUAGACCGCUGUGUCAUCUGCGAACAGUCUUGUUUGGGGAUGUCAGUUUCUCAGGUAGGUCAUUAAUGGAUGCUAGGAACAAACAGGGGCCUAGCACUGAUCCCUGUGGGACCCCUGACUUCACAUCGACAAAGGAGGAGCUUGUACCGUCCACCACUACUGCUUGGCAUCGGUGGCUGAGGAAGAUAGAGAUCCAUGCUUUAGUGCUGCCUUGGAUCCCAUAUCUCUGGAGUUUGUGUCGAAGCAAACUAUGAUUCACACGGUCAAAUGCCUUUGCUAAGUCCAUCACGUCAGUCUGCUUGUGGUUCUUCAGAUUGGUCAUCACGUCUUCUAUAAAUUCAAGGAGCUGGGUCUCACAUGAUCUAUUGACUCGGAAGCCAUGUUGACAGUCAUUGAGUAUAUUUUGGCUUUCAAAAUGCUUCAUGACUGUGCUUACGAUUAUGUGCUCCAACAGUUUGCAGACCACGCUGGUGAGGGAUAUCGGACGAUAGUUGCUCCCCUUUCUUGUAGAUUGGAGUGACAUGCGCUGUUCUUCAGUCUGCUGGAACAUUUCCUGUGCACAGCAACGAUUAUUUUUCUGGCAUAAUUCAAUAAAGGUAAUGAAACCAAAUAUCUUCGCUUUUGCACCAACAAGAGUUUUAUUUGUUCCUUGAAGUUGGUUAUUCAAUAAAUUUAGUUUUUCAAAGAUAUCGGCUAAAUAAUUCGCAAAUGCUUUACCAUGGACCAUUAACAGAUACUUCAUAUCAGAAUUGUCACUUUAAAAAAUCGUAUGAGUAUCAAAUAGUUGCCAUAAAUCUUUUCAAGCAAUUCCCUAUCUCUUACACACUGAAAUUAAUCUCAUAUUUUAAAUUUAUGGCUCGUUCAAACAGUGCCUAACAAAGGACGAUACCAUAUAGAAAUACAAUAACACAAGUAUGACACCCAAAACAGUACCAAUUACAAUUAAUACGAUUUAAUUCAGUAAUAAUACAAUUAUAAACAAAAGAAAUAUAAUUACAAAUCAUCAGCUUACAGGGUAUGGUAGAACUGGUACCAGUACACAAUUAGUACAAAGUAUCAAUGAAUGAAGAAUGAAGAAUGCGAAUAAACUCAUAUAAGCACACAAAGAAUAAUACACGUCUCGUAACGUUAUUAAAACCUAUCUGAAUCUCCGUCUGAAUCUCUCUCUCUCUGUGCCUGUCAAUCCUUUAUAUAUGUGGGUCUACCGACGCGUCUAGAAAACACCUUUACUUUUCUAGAACAAAUCGAGAUCAUUCUACAAAACACUAGGAGGCAGUCUAACAUGUUUAAUUGGUAAACACGGUUGUAAACAAAGAUACAUCAAACGAAUAGGCCACGCCCACAACAAACGCUAACAUCUGCUAGGGAUCUAAUUUGGGUCAAGCAAAAUUCAAGCACGGGGAAUGUAUGUUACAUAACACUGUCAAAAGCCAUUUUACUUCAGUGUAAGUAAAAGUCUCACAUAGUCUGCAUUUUGUUCUUCACAAAAUAGCUUGAAGAGAUGUUCGUAUUUGGCAUUAUCUUUAAUAGCAUUGAUACGCUUUAUAACUGAAUUUUGUACUUCAUUAAGAACAGGCGAAAUUGUUUUUAGCCACUAAGUUUUCCCUAUGAAUAACACAAUUCACAAGUAGCAUUUCUGGAUUCUCAUCUUUCAUCAAUUGUAAGCAGCCAUUUUUCUUGCCCAUCAUAUUAGGAGCACCAUCUGCAGCACAAGAUGUUAAAAUUUUUCAUUGGUAUAUUUUGACAUCUAAGUAAUUUUUUAGCUCAUUGUAAAUAUAUAUCUGUGGUGGUAGUGGUGCUUUCUAAUGAUUUACAGAACAUUUCUUCAGCAAAAUACCCUUUAUCAAUGUGUCUUAUGUAAGUUAUCAAAACAGCCUCAAUGUCUUUCAAAGUUGAUUUAUCCAUUUGCACUGAGGAUUUUCUUGUUUUCAGCAAGUUGUAUUCAACAUCUUCACUCAUUUCAUCUAUUCUUCGGCUAACAGUAUUUUUACUGAGUGGCAUAGCUUUCACAUCUUUGUCCUCUUUUUCCAGAACCGUUUAAAAAAUGCUCAUAUUGAUGGUUUGAUUAAAUUCUCUCCUAUAGCAUGAUUUUUCUCGGAUUUAGCGAUGAGUUAGUAAAUUUCAUAAUUAGAUUCAAGAGUACGAUUGAUAGUUGAAGUAUGAGCAGUAAAUAUAGACUUUAAUGUUGCUCUUUUUUCAAAAUACAAGUUAAAUCAUAGUAGAAGGUUGGUUUUCAAAGUCUAGACAGCUCAUUUUCCAAUUGCCCCCCUAAACAAUUAAAUUUCCCCCCCUCGCCCUACGUUGGGAAAACGGCUCUAGACAAAGCUUAAUCACCACACGAUUUUAAAAAGAAAAUAAUAAGACAGCCAUUUUAAAUAAUUAUUAUAUUUUAAUUGCACACAGCCCUAAAACUUUUAUAAAACCGGAAAACUCUUUUGGGGAAAAUAAUAUAUAUUUGGAUUGGAUGCAUUUUGAAAAUAUAGUUUAUUGGAUAAAGUCAAUGUGUUAAAUGCCCUCAAGCUAACUUCCCAUGAUGGUAUUGAAAGUGGAUAGACCAAGGAAAACAAAACCACAAAGACAACCAAGUUAUCCCUGCACAAUAGAAAAGCCUCUGCCGAAGCAGCUCAUAGACAAAAAUGGCAUUCCUUUACAAUUUACCUCCAGCACCUAAAUAUGCAUGAGGACUGAAGGAAUGGUCAUCGUCCUUGUAUAUAAACAUUAUUCAACAUGGCUAAUAUUAAUGCUGCUUAAUUGUAUGUUAACUAUUUCUCUGAUUUUAUUAUCUUACAGGUAUUUUUUAAGGGUAACAAUUGUAAAGCGCAUUUCCGACACAGUGAAAGAGCAAGAUAUUGUUGUACACACAUUGUCACAGUACCCAGAAAUGAACUCAAGCAUUAAAAUGGAGGUUGGCAUUGAAGACUGUCUACAUAUUGAGUUUGAAUACAAUAAAUCCAAGUAUGUAUUUUGUUUUAUCAGUCAUUAAAAUUGUAUUGAUUUCUUUGAACUUCUGAAAGUUAUAGGUUUAAAACGCAAGUUGUUUAUAAUAGCUCUAAGAGUCGUUCACAUGAUCAAAUUAGCUUCAAAUUUCGCGUCAAAUUUUUGUACGAAUGCACUAUUAUGUGCGUGGUUUCUUUUUUUGGACAGAAAUAGGAAUUUUAUCAAACAGUAAUUUGCAAGUUGUUACAAGGCUUCAUACAAAAAUUGCAUCAAAUGCAUUAAAGAAAAUUUGAUUGUGUGAACUGACGCUAAGGGAGACAAAAAUAAGCCAAAAUACUUAAAGAAAGUCUGUAUCAGUAGAAAUAGGUUUAAGAAUAUUAGUGGAAAUAGGUUUAAGAAUAUCAGUGGACAUAGGUUUAAGAAUAUCAGUGGAAAUAGGUUUAAGAAUAUCAGUGGAAAUAGGUUUAAGAAUAUCAGUGGAAAUAGGUUUAAGAAUAUCAGUGGAAAUAGGUUUAAAAAUAUCAGUGGAAAUAGGUUUAAGAUUAUCAGUGGAAAUGGGUUUAAGAAGUCUUUAUCAGUGGGAAUAGAUAAUAAGGAAAUGAUUUGAAAAAAAAGCCCCAGUACAAGAUAAAUUAUUUAACCAUAAAAAAUAGAAAAUAAGUUAGCAAUACAGAUUUCAAUUGUAUACUCGAGGAAUGCUUGGUGAGCAAUAAUUUGAGGCAUCAGUGAAAAAUACAUUUGCAGUGUUCUAUUAAUUUUUUAAUAUUUCUUUAUCCUUUUUAGAGUUAAUCUUGUUCUGCCUUUUUCUUUUUUUUUUCUUUCUGUUUUCCACAGACACAUUCACUGUAUUUGAUCUCACAUAUAACUUUUAAUUUAUCUUUUUCUAUCUUUCUUCUUAUCCACACCAACAAUUCUUCCAAGCAAAACAUCAUGCCCAACUGGAUAAUGAAAAAAGCACUAAUACUCUUCUUGAGUUUGGCAAAAUAAGACGCAACACUUAAUAAUGAUCUAUGAAGGUGUGUUGCGACCAUCAAAUUAUCCUCUAAUGCCAUCCCUGGGCAGUUUCAGUUUAAGAUCUCUGGCCUAAACUAUCAUCAAUGUUGAUUCCAUCGCUCAUUAUCAGUUACUUACUUAUCGUUUAUUAUGUUGUCAUGGCUGAAGAUAUCACUUGAAAGAUGUGAUCGUGGGUAAGAUCUAUUUCCUGCUGGUGAGGAUCAAAAUUAGAUAUAUGGAGCUGGCAAUAGUUAGAAGAGAAACAACAGGGGCAGGUACUUAACUAUUGCUAUUGUAAACCAAUUUUUGGUAACAAGAUCUAGGCAUUGAAUAUUUGAUGUAUUGUGAGUUUCAUAUUUAUUCUCAUUGAUGUUUAUUUUGUUGGGUGUGCUUAAUUGAACAAUUUUGAAGGAGAAGUGUUUUGUUAACAUUUAUUUUUAAAUUAAUGUUAUUAAUACUUGGCUAAAGUGAAGUCGGCCACAAUAGUAGCUCAAACAUAAACACCCUUACUUCUAUAUAGCCUUAUGGUUAUUUGAAAAAAUAUCAAACUUAAGAAUCUAAAAUCAGAUAUUUUCCUCAAUUGAAAUUUAACAUUAACUUUUGUUAAAAAUUAUUUAAGUCUACAAAACAAACAUUUAUCUAUAAUUUUAUUUUCAUUGAAGUGAAGGAUUAUGUUAGUAGAACCUGAAUGCAGUUAAUACAAUUAUAGUGUAGCAGUACCUAGUUUUUCUUUUGGUCAUUUUUUACAGUAAUUUUAUAUAUUAAUCAUCCCUGUGGAGCACUCUUUGUUAGAGAAAUUCGGAUCGCUUUCAACGUUUUUAGAACUAAAUGUUUUAAUUUGUAUACAUCCGUGUUUCAAUGCAUAUAAUUCUAUAAUGUUUGAAUGUUUCUUUAUCUACAUAUGAUCUAAGUAGUUUGCUUUAUUUGUUAAAUGUCAAAUUCACAUUUGAUGCCAUAGUCUGAGACCCAUGCAGACUAUUAGAUGUAAAUCCACCAUCUGCUGAUGCUUCAUUUAGUGUUGUUGCAUAUUGUGUUACACAGCCCUGUGAAGAAUCAAUUCUUUUCUUACUCAUUUAAAAUAAUAUAAGAAAUAAAUUACCUCCAUAUCAUCAUUUAAUAAUAAUAAAUGCCAGUAAAGAUAAAAAUAUAACAUUUUGGACAGCAUAAAAGGCUAAAUUUGAAAUAGAAUUGUUUCUUCUCUGUGAGUUUUUGUAUAUUUGAAAGUCACUUCUUAACUGGAUUUCUUUUUUUAUGUUUUCUUUGCAACUUUGUGUAAUUUUAAGUUGCAUCACCCUUUCCUUUGGUUUCCAGAUACCAUUUAAAAGAUGUGAUAGUUGGUAAGAUUUACUUCUUGCUGGUCCGCAUCAAAAUCAAGCACAUGGAACUGCAAGUGAUAAAACGCGAGACCACUGGCACAGGUACUUUUACAUUUACAGGUAUCACAUACGUUCAUAAAAUCGCGCAUGGAUCAUGCCUCUUGAAAACCACUAGUGGCAGGGGAGAAACUCGGCUUGAUUUAUUAGUUUGCUUUUUUUCCUUUUUUUUUUUUUGUGUGUUGCUUUCUUUUUUUUUUUGGUCUAAAAAUAUAUAUAAAUGUGUUUGUACAUCUCUUUAUUGUGGCUUGCUUGAUGCUGAGCUAUAUUUAUAUAGUUUAAUCUUAUUUUUUUGAUUUAUUAGUUUGCUUUUUUUCCUUUUUUUUUUUGUGUGUUGCUUUCUAUUAUUUUAUGGUCUAAAAAUAUAUAUAAAUGUGUUUGUACAUCUCUUUAUUGUGGCUUGCUAGAUGCUGAGCUAUAUUUAUAUAGUUGAAUCUCAUUUUAAAAAAAAUAGUAUUAUGCUGCUGCCAUGCCUCUAAAUGGAUGAAUAAAAUUAGCGUUCAUUUGAUCCUUUCUUUCUGUUGUCAAGUUUUUACGUAUGAUGGGCUCACCUGAAAUAUUAAGUUAAGCAAAGUUAUGUGAUGGGCAACAUUAUUUAUACAGCUGCAUUGCAAGUUAAAAAACAACAACAUGGAAAUAAAUUUUUUAUUAAAAAGAGGAGGAUAAUAAUGCAAUUUUAAAUAAUCAUGCAAAUUAAAAAAAAUUUAUCAAAAUAAUCUUGCAAUCUAUAUUAUUAUUUGGAAAAAGAAGCUUUUACUCUUUAUAAUGAAGGCCCUUAAAACUUAAAAAAUUGGUCAAUAUAAAUAUUGGAAAUUUUUCUGUAAUACUUUUGCUUUCUUCUUCACAUUUUCUCAUAGCUGUUGCGCACAAUCUGUUGUAUUGAAUUUAUCUAUUCAUCGAAUAUACAUCAUUUUUUUUUACAUUUCUUUUUAUAAAAUAUUAUAAGACUUUAAACUUCUGUAAUUUUAUGUGAAAAAGUCUGUCUUUAGUACAGAAAUACUUAUUUAAGUUACUUAAUUUAGCUUAGAAAUGAAUUCAUUAUUGACUAUGAAACAUCCUAAACAUUUUGCAGGAAAUAAAAGAAAUCGUCGUGGUAAAAAUGUAUUUGAAGCUUUAUUUAAUUUACAGUUUCUUUCAUAUUUAAAUUUUAAAAUUAAUUUUAGUUUUCCAUCACAAAAUUCUAUAAAGAAUGAUGUAUCAAGUCGUGCAGCAACUCCAUGCAAAAAAAAAAAAAAAAUAAUUUAAAAAAAAAAAAUAAGUAUAUAUAUAUUUAAAAAAAUGUUUUCUUUCCCUAAGCUAAAAUUAUAUUCCAAAAUUUUCAAAGAAAAUGGUUACCCCCCAUCGAGCAAAAACCUAUUUAAUAUUUUUAUCAUCAUCAUUAAGAACAUUUUUUAUUUAUUUUUUUUUCAAUAUAGAAAGCUCUUCAGGUAGGAAAAGAAUAUUAUAAUUAACAAGUAUGGCAUUGAUAAAAUGAGAUAACGGUAAACUUGGUUUUUAAAAAAAUCUCUGAAAACUGGCUGGGAUUUAAAAAAGCGCAUUUUAUUUUUCUUCUCACUUUUUCUUGUGUUCCUCUCACUCUGUUUGUGUCCAAGUUAUAAAUAAGGCAAUUAAUAUUAAAUUUUUCUAUGCUUCCAUUACAUGGAAGCUUACAUUAUGGCUUGAGUAUUAUCAUUUGCAUUUCAGUUGGGUAUAUUUGUCUACCUGAAUCUUGUAAAUGUUUAUCUUCUUACAUUUUUGCUAAAAUCAUAGCUGAAUCAUGACUGAGCUAAAUCCAGGACUUUUUACAAGUUAAUUUAAAUCUAAACCAAAUUUUGUUUCCUCCACUUAAUAUUUUGUAUUUAACUCUAAAUAUAUAGCAUCAACAUUUGUAUGAACUUAUCUGUACAUGGGUAAUAUUUGAGAGCAGUUAUUGGUAGUUCACAAGUUUGCAAAUUUGAAAAAAUUAGUGAAGCUGUCUCUUUUUUCAGGACCAAACACAUUUAAUGAGAAUGAAACAAUAGCAAAAUAUGAGAUAAUGGAUGGAGCACCAGUGAGAGGUAUGUACAACUAGGUCCCUGACUUUAAACAAAAUUAAUCUAUGUUUAAAACACUUCAAGAAAUAAUUUUUCUGUGCAUGUCAGCCAAGUUUUUUGGCUGAAAUCAUGUUUCUCGUUGGCCUAAUUCAAUAGAAAAUUUAUUAUUUCUUGUGUGCUCCUUAAAACAUUCUUUCCUUUAUCUUAAAAAAUCCCCCAAGGAUGGUCACGCAGACAAGGAGGGGCAAAAAGUGGAGGAGCUCAAUGCAAGGAAUAGAAAUUUUCAUAAGGUCUAAACAUGUUCCCCACCCCCCCCCAACUUUUUGAGGACGUCCAGACUACACCAACUCUGGCUUUCUAAUAAUGAUCAUUGUGUACUUCCCCCUCCCCCAUGUGCACCAGUGCUUGGGACACCUGAAAACUUGUCUUGGUGAAAAGGUCUAAGAUCUCCAGAAUUCCAAUAAGUGGUUUCUAAGUGCCUGUUUGACAUCAGUCAAGGCGUUCCUUGUCAUAUUUAACAUCUAACAAAUCUCUCAAAUUAAAUAUCUAGAACUAAGAAAGGAUGAAGGGUUUUUAAAACUUAAGAAGUUCUGAAAGUUUCAUGUCUUGAACGUUUGUGUUUAGGUGAAUCUAUACCGAUUCGACUCUUUCUAAGUGGCUAUGAACUGACACCAACUAUGAGGGACAUUAACAAGAAGUUCUCUGUGAGAUAUUACCUCAAUCUUGUUUUGGUUGAUGAAGAGGAACGGCGUUAUUUCAAACAACAGGUUUGUAAAGUGAUUACCAUCACUAUUCAAUACAAAUACCAUCAUUUGAUAGUCCAAACUGAAAAAAAGUAAUUUUUGUGUUAGUUUUAAAAAAAAUUAUUUUAAUUACAUAUUUUCUUAUGUUUUGUCAAUAAUUUGUUUUCAAGAAUAAUUUUUUCCUCUUAAAUUUAAAAAUCCAGGAAAUCACAAUCUUCAGACGAGCUGAUAAAAUUCGCAAGAAUUACCAGGCCGCCCUGUCACAUCACAAUCCUUCCUUAUUAUCUGAUGGUGGUGGAAGCAGUAAAACCUCAUACCAGCAGCAUCAAGAAGAUAAUGAGGAAGAUGAUAGGAAAGAUGAAGAAGAAAAAGAACAGAAAGAGAAAUGAUACUUAUUGCUGUCUUUAUUUGUUUAUUUGCAGGUUUUGGUUUCAUGCUCAAUUGAUUUCAUUCACUUCAGAAAUUUGUAUUUCCAAAUUCAAUAGAGCUGUGUCAGGUCUAGUCGUAUGGUGGUUGACACAUCAAUGCAUGUUAAUGAACUUUUUGUUUGUCUAGUUAUGGAACAGAUAUUUUCAUCAGCUUUAGUAAAAAUAACUAUUAGUACAUGCAAAACAAUAUUUGUGGGGGAUUGGAUGACACUUUAAAAUAAAGAUCAGAUAACAAAAUACAAGAUGAGGUCCAUUUCACAUUUUAAAAAAAAAAUAUUGUGAUUCCAGUUCUGUAAUUUUGACCUUUUUUUAAAAAUAGAAUUAUAAUUUUUUUAAUUUGAUGUUCGAAUCUACAGCUUGACUUUGGGAAACAGACUCGUGUUAAUAAUAUAAAUGUUCAAUGCUGCUACAAUGUUUUGGGUUACACUAAUGGACUGGUCUAUAGUGUAAAUAGAAAGUGAUGCUUUAAGAAAGCACUGGGUCAACCUGAUAGUUGUUUCUGAAAGAAUUAUGUGUAUUGGGGGAAUGAUGAGUUUUGAAUGUUUUAUUGUGUGGUUAUAUUUCUGGAAUGCAAUCUUAAAAUGACCUAGAAAUGUUGGAUUGUAAGUAACGGAGGACAGUUUUUUCCCAUGAAUCAGUUUAUAAAAAAUAUAAUUACAUCCAAACAAGUAGUAAUAUUUUUUAAAAUUGAGUUAUCUGAUUCAAGUCAAUAAUGAAUAGUUGCCAUUUAGUUUUUAAAGGGGUAAUAUAAAUAUUUUUAAAAUUUAAAAAAAAAAAGAUCAAAAAUAAAUUUAUGUAGGAAGUAGAAGUGGGUGUGCACAACUUGGCUUAAAAUUUAAAGAGAUACGUGAGAUGCAUUUAAAAAAAAACAGACUAUACGUUAGCUACAUGUGAUUGUUUUAUGUCUGCAACAUAGUCUUUUUAAAAAAAAUAUGAAAUAACCCCUUAUCUUAAUCCUAUGAAUGUCCAAGGCUGUGUCUGUUCCUUGAAUUUUACCUUCUUCACUGAAUGCUGUGUGUGUUGUGUCCAUGAACAGCUAGUACUCUGAGACUGAGAUGCAUAUUUUGCUAAUGCGGUGUUUUUUGCUGGACAAAUAAAAUCAUAAUGAAAAGGACUUGUCACCAAGGAUAAUUAGUAAUAUAAUAAUCACUCUAUAAAUCUUUAAUAAUCGAUUUUUAAUCAUUACACAAACUUAAUGCUUUUUAUUUUCUUUAGUGUUGUCGGUAGCAGUUGUGUUCUAAGACAGUUGGUUUUUUAUUAACAGUUAAGGAAAGUGGUGCAAGCAUGAUGUAGUGAGUUGUUUUCUGAUAGUUUCUUUAUGAAUAGAAAUGACUUAUUUUUUAUGGGUAUAGUAAAUUGUGUUGUAAUAUACCUAGUGACGAUCAACUCGAAACAAUGCUUGGGUCUGUGUCGUUUUGAUUAAUGUGAGGAGUAUGAUAUCUUUCACUGUUGAAAAAUGUGACUCACUGUGUAAACCCACUAUUCAAUGUUAUUAUCCAUGAAAUAUGGAGCUGGGAAGAGCUUGGAAAAUUAUGCCACUAAUAUCCAAAUUCAAUAAUUGCUUUGAUGAACUUGUAUAUUUCCAGCUUUUAACCUUCCCAGUAUAUAGAUCUUAUAAGAACUUUUUAAAGCUGGUUAGAAUCAAUCUGGUUUCAGCCUAAAACGGCACCAAAAAACUGUUGAAACCAUCUGGCGUGUGGGUUGUAUAGAAAAGAUUUUGUUUGUGCCCAGCAGCCCAUGGUCUCAUGUUAUUACUCCAUAAUUAGCCCAUUAUUUUGUCAACAUUACUAUAACAAAAAAAUUACUGAUUUCUGUUUAUUUGGUUUUGUUAUUUUUGUGAGACUCUAGCAUUGCUUAUGUUAUGUUAAAUUAUAACAUUAAUUUAGUAUUGCAUAUGUUAUGUUCAAGUAUAACAUUGGUUCAAUAAAUGUCUUCUUGUUAGCAUGUGGAUUUGACUCCAGCAGUUAAAAGAAAUUACAAUUUUAAAUGUUAUUGGAAAAGUGUAUUAAUUGAGAUUCGCAUGAGACCCCCUUGUGUCCAUCUGACACCACUAAACUUUUACCUAAUCAGAUAUACAGGAAGUCCCACUUGAUUAACUCUUUAAGUUUUAAUGAUUCAGCAUUUUCAGCUCUUGUCCAGCACGCUUUAUUUUUUCAUUUGCGUGUGUGUAUGUGUAGUCUUGAUCUGUAAUAAAACAGCAAAACCCACACGCACCCCCACAACCCCCC